Messenger RNA from Trichoplusia ni (cabbage looper), 2003 nucleotides. RefSeq lists its product as uncharacterized. The coding region runs from base 1 to 795 and encodes 264 amino acids. The record is from RefSeq and is a predicted model, not a curated record. Lineage: Eukaryota; Metazoa; Arthropoda; Insecta; Lepidoptera; Noctuidae. The transcript is spliced from 2 exons.
AUGGUGCUUUCCGACUUUUUGACGGAGACUCGAAGGCGAUGGCUUAAGUUUUGGUUAGAUUAUGUACUUAGUUCUAAAUUAGGAGGUCACUGUUGUCACGUGACCUUGUCUGCGAACUUAACAGUUGCAUAUAUAAAAUUGAUCACGUGUAUUAUAGAUACGAUUAAUACUCGGGUAAAGUUCCUCGUUGUUAAUAAUUUUUCUCAUGUUUUUCCAUGUGAUUUUGAUAGUAAAAUUAACUAUUAUUUUUGUCUCCAGGCCUUCAAUCAACUGUUCAAAAGGAACAAGAGCCGCAAGAGCACUCGCAACCGCAUCUCCCCGGAGCUGGUCCGCUCCCCCUCGUACAGCGGCACGGUGGACGCGCGCGCAGACAUCGACGUGACGCACUUCUGCGCCUGCCGCGCCUCGCUGCCGCCGCUGCACAUCGCCGACGCCUACGAGAACACCUCCUACUACAGCAGCUACAACAGCUACAACAGCUCGCGCAUCGACAGCCUCGAGAGCUACGGCACCAACGAGUCCAACAGCGGGCGCUCCGACUCCGCCUACGACUCGGCGCGCUCCAGCCCCGAGCACAACCGCGUCUGCUACGCCACCGUCACCUACUUCAACGUGAACGACAGCGAGGACAGCAGCAGCAUCCGCACCGAGUACACGCUGCUGGACGACGCCGAGGCCGACCGCCUGCAGGAGCUGGACGACCUCGCCGACCUGGCCGACUCCGGCCGCGCCGACGAAGACGAACGAACGCAGAACAUGAUCAACGAGAGCAUCGAGCUCGUCAGCACCUUAUGAAGUGAAUACGGACACACUCACCUCUACAUUAUGAUUGUAUCGUAACUAGGAUACUAGCAGAAUAAUGAAAGCGUUUUGUUCCGAUCUGGAAGCGUGUGUGAUAUUUGGUGCGUGGUUCGAAAGUUGUGACAAAAAUGAAAUUUGAAAAGACACUUGAUUUUAGAAUAAGUCAAAAUUAUAGUAAUAUUUAUGUAUAUUGUACUUUAUAGUAAAUUGGCAACUUUAAGCUAUUUAGUGAUUAAGAUUAUCUUAUUCGAAUGUUUAUGAAUUUAAAUCUAAAGUAAUUUUUAUGCACAAUCUCUUAACUUCAGGUCUGUUAGCAAAUCAAUGAUUUUCCGAUGUUCUUUGAACUCAAAUCAAUCGCUUAAUUGUUUCAAAUCUUCAGCGAAUAACCAUAAUUGGCCAAUCAGCGUUGAGUAAAGCCUUUAUCCGACCAAUUAGGAUGGCACAGUGGAAAACGUUCUGAUUUUAUUAAAGGAACAUUUCUUUCAGCCAAUAAUGCUUUCAGAAGCAAAGAAUUAUAAUUUAUUGAAAAGUGAAAUGAGGAUUUAUUUCUUAGUCAAUAUAUUUUGAACUAGAAAAUAAAUUUUCUUUAGGACAAUAUUGUACAAACUUAAUAUUAAUUUAAUUUGUUUGCUAAUUACCGAACAAUAACUUUAAUGUAAAGAUUAUGGAACAUUCCAUUGUUUUCAUAUACGAGAACAAACUCGGAUGAUUCAAAUAAUAUCAUAUCACAUGAAGCAAGUAGCUAGUUGUUUCCAAACACAAUUUAUAUUUCUGAAACUGUAAUUUAGAUUGCAAAUAUUUGUUGCUAACUAUAAACAAAUUCGAUUACUAUUUACUGUCUGCAAAAGUAAUUGGAACUUAGCAGAUCGAAUGUUUGCUAACGAUACAACGAAUGUAUUUCGCUCUAUUUAUUUCUAAUGACAUUUUAGAUUACCGAGACUUGCCCAUGGGAUAUGUGGGUAGAGGGCAACAGCCUCAUGUCUUACUAAUGUUCUGGUACUGUCGUUAACAAAAGUAUUUUUGAAUAUUUUAGCAGACUUCAUCCGUUGCUUCCACACUUAGACUUGUGAUUUCUCAGUUUGAUAUGUACUUGACUUAUGUAAUUAGAUGAUGAAAGAUAAUUUUGUCGACCUCCGUUGUCGAGUGGCGUACGCACCGGUUUCAAGGUGUCGCUAGCUCUAAGGUCCCGAUUUCGAUCCCCG